CUGUCCAUCUCUUGCCCUUCACUUUUCUCCUUUGCUUUUUGAUGGGUUCUCAUUAGUAUAAUCUUUCUUUCUUUCUUUACCUGGUUAUAAAUGCCACCUCUCUUCACUUCAUUUUGCUUUCCCUUUACUGUUUCUCUCUCUGUUUUCCUCCAUUGCAAACUAAGCUUCCUUUCCAGCUUUCUGAAAGGUCCGUCUCUCUUCCCUCCACAUGCACACAAAGACCCACCAACCAUUUCACCCAUUUUAUCUUUUUUAGGCCCCUAGAAUCACCCUCAUUUAUAUUACUACCCCCCCUCUCCCUUUACACAUUUUGCCUUGAAAGAUUAGAUUUUUGUCUUUCUUUCUUUGCCAUUUCUUUCUUUUAUUAUUCACAAAAUUCUUAUUUUUUUGGCCAAUUGGAGGCCACGACUUGUGCUUCUAAACUACUACUCUCUGCAGCUCUGCCUUGUUGUGGCUAUUGGGUUUUGGUUUGGUUGAUUUGUGUUAUUCAGGUCUACAUUGGCCUCUCCAUGCUUAUUGAGUCUCACUUGCCUAGAAAAAGAGAAGCCCUUUAUUUGCUUUUGUGGGUGCUCAAGGAAGAAUAUCAAGGGGGUUAGCUUUGACACUCAGAUGACUGCAAAGGUGGAUAUCUGUUAAUCUCUUGGUGUAAAGUCAGAUUGCAUAAUACCGUUUUCAAUUGUGAUUUCUGGAGGACCAGAUAUGUCAUCUGAGAGUUUGAAUGCAGAACUAUCAAAGAAGACAUCGGUUUUUGGUCUGAAACUAUGGGUUUUAAUAGGAGUAUCUGUAGGAGUGUUUAUAAUUUCUAUUCUCUGUGCCUUAUCUGCAUGGGUUACAUUUCGGAGGAAAUCUAGGAGAUCAGUGGACAAGUACUCGCAUUCCAAAAUACCAAACACAUCAAAAGAUAUUAAGGUUGAUAGGGUUGGGGUUCAAAAUUUCAACGAUCACCCUGAAAGUUUAUUCCUCACAGUCAAUGAUAAAUUGAGUGACAAGAAUUCAGAGAAAAUGCAGGUUCAUUUGGGAAUGAGCAAAUCUAGUGAUCCUGACAAUGCCAGUCAAUGCAGCUCGAUUUAUCACCAUGAGAGGGCAUGCAGUUCCCAUUCAGGGGAAGAAGGAAGCUCUGGGACUUUUCGGAAGCAAUCUUCAUUAUCACACGCUGGACUUGUUACAGCCUCUCCCUUAAUCGGCUUGCCAGAAUUUUCACACCUUGGAUGGGGCCACUGGUUUACACUUAGGGAUCUUGAGUUUGCUACAAAUAGUUUUGCAGUAGAGAAUGUGCUUGGCGAGGGUGGAUAUGGAGUUGUAUACAAGGGUACACUAAUAAAUGGAACCGAGGUAGCAGUGAAGAAGCUUCUUAACAAUCUGGGACAGGCAGAGAAGGAAUUUAGGGUCGAAGUGGAGGCUAUAGGUCAUGUUCGACACAAGAAUCUUGUGCGGCUUCUUGGCUACUGUAUCGAAGGGGUUCACAGGAUGCUGGUGUAUGAAUAUGUGAAUAAUGGGAACUUAGAACAAUGGCUGCAUGGGGCAAUGCAUCAUCAUGGUAUCCUUACUUGGGAGGCCCGCAUGAAGGUUCUUCUGGGUACUGCUAAGGCGCUUGCUUAUUUGCAUGAAGCAAUAGAACCAAAGGUUGUUCAUCGAGACAUAAAAUCCAGCAAUAUUUUGAUUGAUGACGAGUUUAACGCCAAGGUUUCUGAUUUUGGAUUGGCCAAGCUCCUUGGUUCUGGAGAGAGUCAUAUCACAACAAGAGUUAUGGGUACAUUUGGUUACGUUGCACCAGAGUAUGCAAACACAGGCUUACUAAAUGAGAAGAGUGACAUUUAUAGCUUUGGAGUCCUGCUGCUAGAAGCAGUGACUGGAAGGGACCCUGUGGACUAUGGCCGGCCAGCUAACGAGGUUAAUCUUCUUGAGUGGCUUAAAAUGAUGGUUGGGACAAGAAGAGCUGAGGAAGUUGUGGACCCAAAUCUUGAAGUUAAACCAACAACACGUGCUUUAAAACGUGCUCUUUUGGUUGCACUAAGGUGUGUUGAUCCUGAUGCAGAAAGGAGACCUAAAAUGACCCAAGUUGUAAGGAUGCUUGAAGCUGAUGAGUACCCGCUUCGUGAGGAUCGGAGGAACAGAAAGACUCGUACUACUAGCAUGGAAAUUGAAUCCAUGAGAGAGGAAUCAACAGAAAGUGAAAACAAGGGAGUGGAUUCAGAAAGCCGUUUAGCUGAGACAACUCAUGGAUAGGACCAACGAGCACUAUGGGGGAGAAGCAUUACCUUCUCAUCCAUUAAAUUAAAAGAUUUCAAUAACUCAUCGAUAAUACACAAUCUAGAUGUUUGUUUUCUUCCUGCAUGGAAGAGGUGGCUUGGAUCCAGUUUACUCAUUUUGAUCGUGGAGUGUUGGCCUUCGUUCCAUACUGCCUUGGCACACAAAUGAGGAGUCGCUUUCAAUCCCAUAAAAAAAGGGCAACUUGAGAGAGAAGAAAGAGAGAGAGUUGUACAGAUGUUUGCUGAGGUUCAAUGGGCUUUCUUUUCAUUACAACGAGUACAAUUAUUUAUGGUUCUCAUACUUUGUUGCUUACAUGAUUAUUGUUCUUGGGAUAGUGAAUGAUUAUUUCCUUUCACUUUA
Populus trichocarpa (black cottonwood) is the source of this 2610-nucleotide messenger RNA. RefSeq names its product probable receptor-like protein kinase At2g42960. Gene Ontology annotation, molecular function: ATP binding; protein kinase activity. NCBI's taxonomy places the organism in Eukaryota, Viridiplantae, Streptophyta, Magnoliopsida, Malpighiales, Salicaceae. Gene Ontology annotation, biological process: protein phosphorylation. The transcript is spliced from 8 exons. The coding region runs from base 700 to 2226 and encodes 508 amino acids. The record is from RefSeq and is a predicted model, not a curated record.